CUUGGAGAGACAUGCAAGCCCAAGUAUAAGAAAUCGAUCAAGUAUGGUUCCUAAGAACACCAUUGUUAUUGGAGUUCUGAUGAUGAUCAUGUUCCUGCUGGUUCUCUUAUUAUUGCCUCCAGCAAUGGCUUCCAGAGUCCUCCUGCUGGAGGUUGUAGCAAAACCAGAUGCUGUGGAUUGCCCACACGGAGGAAAUUAUCGUCAUCCACCACCAGGCCAGGAGGGAUGAAGAGGCGAUGGAUGGACUUUGACGAUGGAGUGAUCGUAUGUCACAUGUUGAUGUUGU
Linum tenue is the source of this 286-nucleotide messenger RNA. The record is from the annotation of a GenBank genome assembly. NCBI's taxonomy places the organism in Eukaryota, Viridiplantae, Streptophyta, Magnoliopsida, Malpighiales, Linaceae.